This is a messenger RNA of Labrus bergylta (ballan wrasse), 2365 nucleotides long. It is a transcript of the gene tamm41, whose product is annotated as TAM41 mitochondrial translocator assembly and maintenance homolog. Gene Ontology annotation, cellular component: mitochondrion. NCBI's taxonomy places the organism in Eukaryota, Metazoa, Chordata, Actinopteri, Labriformes, Labridae. Gene Ontology annotation, molecular function: phosphatidate cytidylyltransferase activity. Gene Ontology annotation, biological process: CDP-diacylglycerol biosynthetic process; cardiolipin biosynthetic process. The record is from RefSeq and is a predicted model, not a curated record.
GACUGUCAAGCACACAGCUGACCCAGCCUGACCUGAUGAACGUGCCCAGGCGAUAAUUGUGAUGAUUAAAGUGCCUUUCAGUGGUAGUGAUCGUGUUUCGCGGCAUUAAAACCCUCAUUCAAACAUGUAUAUCCAACUUUAUGCUACCAGAACAUUAUUUUGCUCGUUAUUUAGUCGGUUAUUCCGCUGAUACACAGGCGUAAGUGGUUCCUGGGAAGCUGGUGAAACUAGCUAGUUCUGAACAACAUGACUCUCCCCGCUUUGCACACCACCGGCGUGCUUUACAGGAGGAUUUUGUCACAGUUUCCUCAGGACAUUAGUCUAGCUUUUGCCUAUGGAUCUGGCGUUUUCAAACAGCACGGCACCAACCAAGGUCAAAUGGAGAAGAACAUGCUUGACUUUGUGUUUGCGGUGGACGACCCAGUGACAUGGCACACCAUGAAUCUGCUGCAGAAUCGCAAACACUACUCCAUCCUGAAGCUUCUUGGACCCACAAUGAUCAGCUCUGUACAAAAUGAACACGGGGCUUCGGUAUACUACAACACACUGGUGCCCGUCGAUGGAAGGAUUAUCAAAUACGGUGUGAUAAGUACAGAGUCUCUGAUAAAUGACCUGAUGCACUGGAAGACCCUGUAUGUGGCCGGACGUCUACAUAAACCGGUGAAAAUGUUGAUGCAGGGUGAAAAUGGAAAGCUCCGUGCGGCCCUGGUGGCCAACCUGAAAAGUGCCGUGACAGCCUCCUUCCUCAUGCUGCCUGAGAGCUUCACUGAGGAGGACCUCUUUCUGCAGAUAGCUGGUGUCUCGUAUGCAGGGGAUUUCCGAAUGGUGAUCGGAGAAGACAAAUCCAAGGUGGCGAAUAUCGUCAAAGACAACAUUCAGCAUUUCCGAAUUCUGUACAGCAACAUCCUGCGGGACUGCCCUCAAGUGGUUUACAAGCCCCAACAAGGAAAACUAGAGGUCGAUAAAAGCCCAGAGGGUCAGUUUAUCCAGCUGAUGGCGUUACCUCGGACCCUCCAGCAGAAGAUCACAAAACUGGUCGAUCCCCCAGGGAAAAAUCGAGAUGUGGAGGAGAUCCUGCUGCAGGUCGCCCAGGACCCAGACUGUGGAGCUGUCGUACAGCAAGGUAUUUCAUCUAUUGUGAAAUCAUCCAGUAUAACACAGAGCAUCAAAGGCAUUGCUACAGCUGGAGUUUGGAAGACGGUGUCGUACAGCUCCAAGAAGCUGAUAAAGAUGUGGAGGGGUUGGAGGAGGAAGCCGUCUGUCUCGCAGAUGUCCUGAUCCUGUCUGCCUGCCAGGAGUCUUGUCUUUUUUUUCUUCCUAAAAGCAUCAUCCAGACAAUCAACAUCCAUCCUUCCAUUUUUACCCUGCAAACAUAAUGUGCCUGUGGAACGAUCAUACACAGUCACGGCUGGUCGUAUCACUGCACGUCCUCCAUGAACGAGAUCACUUACCAGGUACAAGUCUGUGUUUGAAUAGUGUGGAACUGUGCGCACCGCUGGCCUUUAUCAUGCAACUCAUAAAAGUGGUAGAAAAAGAGUGUGACAUUUCACGAGCCGGACUGAAUUAUGGCUGACAUUUAAUGGUACUACACAACCAGACCUUUGUGGAUAAUGACUACAGAGACUGCAGAGGAACUGUUCAACAUGUCUGGAGGCACAGGGCAGAAUCAGUUCGCGCACUGCAAGCGCAAGAAUAAUGAGGGGAAAUAUUUACCGUCAUCUUUCAUAUUUUGAUAUGUGCGAGUGUGUAUGUGCAAUUUCUAUGUGAAUGUUGCUACCUCAAUGAGAAAGAGGUUUUUCCUGAGGACUUUUCAGAUGUAGACUGGAGUUACAUGUUGCACAAAUACACUUCAUAUCACCUUCUGUUGUUGCCAAAGAUGACAUCACUUUCAUCUCUUUACAUAUUAAUAGUCUAACAUUCUGUUUGAUGGUUUCCCAUAUUUAAGUUGACUAGAAAAUAGGAGAAAGUGUAUGUUAUAUUUAACAUGUUCCUCACCUCUGCAUUAUGAGCUGCUCAUAUUGGCAACUGGAGAUCCUCCAUAGAAGAGUGCAUGUUUUUUUUCCCCCCCUGCAAAUACCUGCUGUGGUCAAAUUCAGUUACCAGGACUUUGUUCAAUAAACUUUUUAAUACAACAGCAUCUUAACUCUGUUUUCUGUAGAUUAUUUCUUCAUCCAAGUGAUUUAAAAUCCACAAAAAAAUCCAAAAGAAAUCCUAAAAAUAAGAGAAAUAAAUAGAAAAGUUCCUGGUUAUUCUGAGCUUGUCCCUGAGACUAAUUUUAAACAUCAUCAACAUAUGUAGACACAAAUCAAACUUGUCCUCCAUUUGAAGUGCCUUAUUAUUUGUCAUAAUAAACAAAGACACAGUU